Molecule: messenger RNA, 486 nt
Organism: Caenorhabditis sp. 36 PRJEB53466
Lineage: Eukaryota; Metazoa; Nematoda; Chromadorea; Rhabditida; Rhabditidae
Source: the annotation of a GenBank genome assembly
AUGUCGGAUGCCUACCUUCGAGAAGUCUUCAACUAUGCUCAGCGCAAUCACGUCGGUUUGAAUUUAAUUAUCUGAAUCUCAAUUUACUUUUGCAGAGCCUCAAACAAACUGUGUCCGGAAUCGCCUAUCAGACAGGUUAUGCUGCCGCCGGAGCAGGAGCUGGAGGACUUUUAGCUGGACCUCUUGGAGCAAUGUUCGGGACAUUGGCUGGAGCCGUUUAUGGAUACGCUGUGUCGGACAAUUACGCGGUAGAUAAAAUGACGGAGAAAACUAUUCGAAUCCUGGUUUCAGAGUGCUUUCGGAAUCCUCGGCACUCUGGGCGACGAGGAGAAGGACUCGCUCGCUGGUGGCAUCAAGAGCAUCGUCGGAGGACUCACAUUCAACGAAUUCGUCAAGUGGUUUCAGGAUCUUGACCAUCAGACCAUGUUCAUGCAGCUUCUCAUGACUUACAUGGCUGGCAGUCGCAACAAAUCCACUCGUCGCUGA